This is a messenger RNA of Cordyceps fumosorosea ARSEF 2679, 1692 nucleotides long. RefSeq names its product Na(+)/H(+) antiporter 1. The coding region runs from base 1 to 1692 and encodes 563 amino acids. Gene Ontology annotation, cellular component: plasma membrane. The transcript has 5 exons. Gene Ontology annotation, molecular function: sodium:proton antiporter activity. NCBI's taxonomy places the organism in Eukaryota, Fungi, Ascomycota, Sordariomycetes, Hypocreales, Cordycipitaceae. The record is from RefSeq and is a predicted model, not a curated record. Gene Ontology annotation, biological process: regulation of membrane potential; sodium ion export across plasma membrane; proton export across plasma membrane.
AUGCCGACCCUCGACGUUAGCGAGCUCAACAUUGUCCUGGGCGUCCUAGGCGCGUUCAUCAUUCUUGCUGGCGUCAUCUCUGUGAAGCUCAAGCAAGUGUGGUACCUGGGAGAGGCCCUUCCCGCGGUGAUUCUAGGGAUCAUCCUAGGGCCUAUCGCUGCCAAGUUCCUCGACAGCGACCGAUGGGGGUCUGCGGAAAAGGGGCAGACUCCCGAGAUCACGCUCGGCAUCAUGCGCGUCAUGAUCGGAAUCCAGCUUGUUAUCGCCGGGUACCAGCUUCCGGCGCAGUACACCCGACACCGGUGGCGGGAGAUGGCCCUUUGCCUGCUCCCCAUCAUGACCAUUAUGUGGUUGUGCACCAGCCUAUGCGUGCUCGCCGCCGUGCCGCGCGUCACGCUGCUGGCCGCGCUCGUCAUCGCCUCGUGCGUCACCACUACGGACCCGAUCCUGUCGCAGGCCGUCGCCAAAGGGCCCUUUGCCGACAAGUACGUCGCCCGCCCGCUGCGCGAGCUCAUCUCCGCCGAGGCCGGCGCCAACGACGGCUUCGGCUUCCUCUUCCUGAUGCUGGCCGUCUACCUCAUUCGCCACGCCGACAUCCCUCCCAGCGUCGAAGGCGCGGAGGAUGUCGCCGGUGCGGCCGUGGGGGCCGGCACGGCGGCCAAGAUGCUCGUGGCUCGCGCGGGGGAUGAGGUGGGCAGGUUGGGGGGCGGUGUCGGCGUGGCCUUGAUGAACUGGUUUGUCGAGACCUGGCUGUACAUUGUUCUCCUAUCCGUCGCGUACGGCGCGGUGGUUGGCUUUGGCUCCUGCUGGAUCGUCAAGUACGCCCUCAAGCGCAAAUGGAUCGACACCGAGUCGUAUCUCCUCUUCCCCGCCGCUCUCGGGCUGUUCCUCGUCGGCACCUGUGGCGCCAUCGGGACCGACGACCUGCUCGCGUGCUUCGUCGCCGGAAGCGCGCUCAACUGGGACGGCGCGUACCUCGCCGAGACGCAGCGGCGGCACGACGAGGUCAACUCGUGCAUCGACGUGCUGCUCAACUUUGGCGGCUUCCUCUACGUCGGCACCGUCAUCCCCUGGUCCGCCUUCCACGACCCGGACGGUACCGGCCUGACCUACCCGCGCCUCCUCCUCCUCGGCGUCCUGGUCCUACUCUUCCGCCGCAUCCCCGCCAUCUUCCUCACCUACAAGCUGAUGCCCGCGAGCUGCGCCAACUGGAAGGACGCGCUCUUCAUGGGCUACUUUGGCCCGAUCGGCGUCGGCGCCGUCUUCUACGUCGAGCACAGCCGCCACCUGUUCCCGAAGCUGGGCGAGGGCGACGCGGAGGAGACGGACCUGGCGCGCGCGAUCGUGCCGGCGGUGUACUGGCUGGUCAUCUUCUCCAUCGUUAUCCACGGCCUGUCGAUCCCCGCGCUCAACCUUGUCUACACAUACAUGGGCAUCAAGCCCAUCACAGAGGACUCGGUCGCGAUUCGCCGCAUAUCGAUGCAUGUCGCGACGCCGGUGAACGCGGUCCCAGGCAAUCGGGACACGUUCAUCGCGUACAACCGGUUCAGUCGCCCUGUGUUUGACGCCUCGCAGCUGCCGGUGAUACGCGACCCGCCUGCGAAGGAGCUGUACGAUAUGGAUGGUUACGACGAUGAAAAGGAAAGGGGACGUGUUCGCACAGUCCGGUACGCGGCGGAAGACAGGGUGUAA